This is a messenger RNA of Rhodofomes roseus, 1586 nucleotides long. Its product is annotated as nucleotide-diphospho-sugar transferase. Lineage: Eukaryota; Fungi; Basidiomycota; Agaricomycetes; Polyporales; Fomitopsidaceae. The transcript is spliced from 3 exons. Gene Ontology annotation, molecular function: glycosyltransferase activity. The coding region runs from base 120 to 1229 and encodes 369 amino acids. The record is from RefSeq and is a predicted model, not a curated record.
GAGCAAUGCUGGGACAUGGCCUCGCAGCAUCUGCCACCAACCUGCCACGCACUCUCCUGAGUCUAUGUCUAUGUGCACGCUUUAGAACGCUCAUGAUUUGCACGCCGUCAUAACCAUUCAUGUGGAUCUUUUCUCGGUACAAGGACUACACGCCCCUCUGGACAGACGUUGCAUCGCUCAAACAAGCUAACCGCGCACAUGCAUUGCGCAUCCUCGCCAUUCUCCUCGUCAUCUUGGUCUCUGUGUGGUACAAUGGGUAUUUAAUCGCAAAAUUAGCCAAGAAGUGGCCGACGCCUCUGGAUAAUUACCAACAACUUAAUCCUAAUCCGCUUUUGAACGAUGAGUUUUACCAGUCUUUCAAGUCCCCGACCCACGACGAGACCGCCGUGGUGACAUGCAUGUACACCGACUCGUACGCUACCGCCAUUGCGACGCUCGGGCACUCCCUCGACCGCGUGAACAGCACCGCGACCCGUCUCCUCUUCUACCUUCCCGAGCACGUCUCCUCCGAAGCACUCUGUAUCGCGACCGCGACUGGCUUUGUACCGCACCCGGUCUCGCGCAUCGCCCCGCCGCACAACGGCGAAGGCACGAACAAGCGCUUCCUCGACGCCUACUCCAAGCUGAACCUCUGGACGCUCAACGACGCGGGCUACAAGGCCGUCGUGCACCUCGACGCGGACACGCUCGUGCUGCGCAACUUCGACGAGCUCUUCGCGCUGCCCUACCGCUUCGGCGCGGUGCCCGACGUGUACGUCGGUUCGCACGGGUUCGCGCUCGAGUUUAACACCGGCGUCAUCUACGCGCGCCCGGACACGGCGGUCUUCCGGGACAUGAUGGAGAAGAUGCAGACGCUGUCGUACGACGAGAUCCAGGCCGACCAGGCGUUCCUGAACCAGUACUACGCGGCGUCCGCAGUCCGCCUGCCGUACGCGUACAAUGCGAACCUCGCGAUCAAGGUGCGCAAGCCGGCGAUGUGGGAGGACCUCUGGAAGCGCGCGCGGGUCGUGCACUACACGCUUGUGAAGCCGUUCCUCGCGGAGGCGGACAACUCGGGCGAGACGAUCGUGCCGAUGGAGGGCCUGGAGGAGAACAUCCGUGCGCGGAUGGGCGAGUUCGACGGGGUGUUUGAGGAGGAGCUCCUCGAGUGGCUGGGGCAGUGGAAGGAGACGUAUGCGAAGUAUGGGGAGAAGCUGAAAGAGUGCGAGGGGAAGGUGGGCGACGUUUAGGUUCUGCAGGACCGUAGUCCGCACCCCAGGCACGCUGUCGGGGUCGUGGAGCGAACUGUAUGAACAGAAGUCCAAUCGAACUUCGCGCAGGCAUGGCUCAAUGAUGAAGGUAGAGCGAGACGGACGCAUAUUGUCAGUGUGUGCACAUAUCCUUAUUGUUACGCAACCAUACACUGUAGUGACUACAUCGAGUACAGCUUGUAGAAUCCGCAUCUGUCAUAUGUUCGCUGUCAUCCCCAUUCAUUGCAGGUUCUGUCGGUCUGCUGCAAGUCUGCUGCUCGGUCAAUCCAUGGGAAGAGAAGACACAGCUGUUCUUCGGAGACCACGUGCUCGACGGUAGGUGAUUGGGCUCCUCGG